AUGGAGGUCGAGGCUCAGACCCAAGCCUCGCGUCCACCUGUAGUUCGUUCACCUGAGAGUUUGCGUCAACGUCAACGAGAUCGAUUGUCCCCUAGAGGCCGUUUUGCGACACCUAAUACUAUACCUACAACCAUUACAGAGAUCGAAAGGCACCAUAAUAAUAUCGUACCAUCAUUGUCAGCCCCAAAAUCGAGGGUCACUGGAAAGAGAAGCCCGAACCAACUGAAGAAGCCGAUGCAGGAGAGUUCGCGCAAUGAAAAUAAUGUUUACCGUCUGGCUAAGAGAGAGGUAGAAGAUGGGAAAGGCGGCAUCACUCCAGACGGAGGUUCUGCUGGUAGGGAAGGUAGACAAUUUACCGUUGCCAAGGUUGGAAAUGGUGGAAAGAUAUACUUACGCCCGUCGAUACGCCCGGCAAACCAACGAUAUCCUCAACCAUCGUUCGCCUUUCCAACAACACCGCCAGAUACUGCUGGACCUGAUGCUGCAGCGUUUCGUAGAGAGGAGGAAGAUUUGAGUCACCGUGGUAGUCUUUGGUCCCCGUCGAAGUCGCCAUCGAGCCUGACGCAGCGAAUUCAUGGCGCAGCCGGAAUCAAAACAGGACGCGGAAGAGCACAAUCGUACUCGACUGUUGACGAUCAACACGCCCCAGUGACCGACAAGGACGUUGGAGCUUUUAAAGUUAUCAUCGAGAGGCCGGGGACUGGUACUGCUGCCCAAAAGCUUGACUUUUUUCGAGGUACUCCUGCUCUAGACGUUAAUAUUCCGUCAUACAAGUUGGGAAAACCACGAUUCAGCAUGCUCGGCACCCCUUUUCUUGGAGGUUCUUCCAAUACAACAAAUAAUGAUGAUGUGCGCUCUAGUGUAUUUUCAAGCAGAGAAACGUCACAAAUGGAUCCGGCUUCCCAAUGCCAUACGCGAAAUCUUUCUCGGCGCCAUUCUGAUGCAUCUCCACAGUCUCGUGCUGUCAAUGGCCUACCAAGUCCCAAUGACCAAUCGCGCCCAAUACCAUCGCCAAGAAUUGCUACGUCGUCUAGAGCCAUUGAACCUGAGAUGUUCGAUGCUCUCACUUUCAAGCCGGCUUGCGAUCACCCAUCUAUUGUCCGCUAUGGCGAAAGCGGAGGUAUUAGAGCGGCGACUCCAGCUCGUCUUGUUGCAGAAAUCACGUCUCCCACUAUCGUCGAUUAUGACCUUCUGUCGGACUUCUUUCUUACAUUUCGAUCAUUUCUGGAGACCACGGACCUGUUGCUCAUGCUCAUCGCCAGACUACAAUGGGCAGUUGCAAGGAAAGAUGAGAUUGGUACGGUGGUCAGGGUUAGAACUUUCGUUGCAAUCCGUCAUUGGGUCUUGAAUUACUUUUUGGAUGAUUAUGUCAUUGACUACGAGUUGAGAGUGCUGUUUUGUGAACAGCUCAAUGCAUUUGCAAAAACACUUCUGGAAGGCGAGAUGCACUCCAAGGUUCCUUUGAAGAUAAUAGAGGAGCUAAAGAAGUGUUGGCGGAGAGUAUGUGCAUUAUAUUGGGAUGGCCCUGACUUCGACCCAGAUCUUGGGGUUGAGGUUCCCAUUGCUGCUGGAGGAGUCGCUGGUUCUCGAGAUCCUACUUUGGACCCAGCGUUUUGGGAAACCCGCCCAGCGGGCCCUCCACGUCUUGAUGGGAUUAUCGAGCCCGACUUCAUAGAGAAUGACACUUCAAUGGAUGAAGGUCGAAACUUUUUCGCUGAUGUCUCUCGCGCAGGUCACAUUGACUAUCCCGUAGCCUAUAAUCCCACCCCUCCGAAUAUCAGGAAAGACGACAACGAUGAUAUGGAACGACCUCUAUCUCCCACGAGUAUAGCGAGUGAAGACUUCGUAUCAUGCUCAUUUCCCAGUCGAACGAGAGGUGGCGGGACAAUAAAUACCCUAGGGGUGCAUCCAGUCACUACCAGCUCUAUAUACGAUCCUGCUCCCCCUAUUGCAACCACUCCUAAAACCCUUACUGGCAAACGGGUCCGCCCCUCGCAUUCACACAAGCGCAGUGGAAGCUUCUCUGACUCAUUGCGAGAUCGCCAGGCACAAACCGAACCUGCACUACCUGCACCACCUGUACAAAAGGUUAUCUACAAGAGCACGGAGCUAUUUCUUGCUUUGCCUUAUGCUGGAAGUUUAGUGAGAGGUAAUCUUUUCCCUCCCGGACAAGCUUUUGUCGAUGUUCUCGCCCCAAGCACUCCAGCAGAAUUCGGUCGAGAAACUACCUUGUUCCCUAGACCACCUCCUAAUCACAAAGGUCCCUCGGCGAUGUCAGGACCUGGAAUGAAAAGACUUUUAGGCAGCGUACGUCGUGCAUUAAGUACCAGAGCAGGUCACAGCCCUACCGGCUCUCCAACCCAAGGCAGUUUCCCCAACAUUCCCCCUUUAGGUGUUCGGGGAGCAACCAUAAAUCGACUUCCUGGUACCGCUAUAGUCCCACAAGCUCGAAGGCACGACUCAAUUCGUGGACCAAUGAGGAUUGACCUUCUUGGUGCUGAAGUUGCCGAAGAUUUCAAGAAGGCGGUUCGAGAGGAAGAGGAAGCUGAUGAGGCCCGUAAAUCUCGUAUAGUUGACCAACAGUCACCACCAAGAAGUAGCCAUCGCGAAUCUGCCAUCCACUACUCGACUAUGUGCCCUGAUGUAACCUUAGAGAACUCGAGUCCUAUAACUUACAGGUCACCCAAGAGCGAAGUCACAAAUGGAAGUAAGAGUAUUGUAAUUGUUAAUGAUGGCAUGGCGUUGCCAUUGCCUAUGAUGACCGGCGCAUUGGCUGUGAGUCCAUCUGUCGGCUCUUUCGCCGAUGCUUUCUUACACCCAUCACAUGGACCUACACCACCAACAACGCCGCCAGGCAUUCCCUUCGCAGGAAUUCCAAGACGAUCAUCACAUAUAUUAGGACAUACUGUGAAUCGUAGCUUAUCAUUAGAAGGUCUCCCUUCACUGGUUGGUGACUCACGGCUCUCACGAGAAUAUGACCACCCUCUAGGACCCCUACCACUUCCAACGCAUUCAAUGAGACUUCACAGUCAGACUUAUCGUGUCAGAAAAUCCGUAUCACUACGUCGUUAUGCAUCCUUCCAUAGUGGUUUCACUCAGCAUCACAGGAGUGAACGAAGCUUCGAUGCCACUACAUUUACGGAAGAACGAUCAAUUGCGGAGAGCUUUUCCCGGCAUACGCCAAUUCCGCUGCCACUUCGAGUACUCCGAAGACGACCAGGUGGAGAUUUGAGGGCUGUGGGUAACGUUGGAGAUCUCAAUAGUGCUGUCCCUCGACCAAUGUCAACUGGCUCCAUGACGACGUAUUCCGAUUCUGUACGAAGCUCAUACCUUCUUGGUAGUGGGGAUAAUAGCCGAUACGUUGAUGUAGUUAAUAGUGAUUAUGAUGACACUCAAGCCCAUGUCGAGACAUUCUCGCUAGGAGCACUAGCUGAGGUUGCACCCAAAGCCCGCAUCUCUCUCUUCGACACCCGUUCAUCUCAACCUGUCAUGCGCCCGUCGUUCGAGAAAGAAGCACAGAUGCUUGCUCGCAUUCCAGAUGACAUUGAUGACGAUGGCGGGGUGGAGUCUGCACUUUUGAAACUCGAAGGAAAAUUUGAACAAAGACGCUCCGAAACCUCGGGCGGUGAAUUAUCUCGGAGGUUCGACAAUGAGGGAAAUACCAAUAGUUUUGGUGGCAGCCCAUACGAUGUUAGUACACUCACCUUGGAUGACGACGAGGAAGAAAGGCGUAGACACCGACAACGAAAGGUCGUGGAUUCGAGCAUUUUCAAUCCGACGCCAGUUACAUAUCAGCCACAGCAAGCUUCAACCAGUGCAGAGCGUAGACCUGCUGCAUACCAACCAACGGGCAUGCCAAGGAAGUCGUCAGUACCAAGAUCAAGUGGACUUACAGAUUCAUUUAUUGAAGCUUCUUUCCUGGAUGAUGCAUUUAGCGAGGGUGAGAGUUAUCAGAGGCACACACGCAAUUGGUCAGAACGCUCAAUUCUUGAAGAUCCUAGUGAAGGGCACCAAAGGACUAUGGACAACACUCCACAUUCUUCUCACACCGGAUCUUUCGAUUUUGUAAUCGAAACGGAAAGCUUGCGAAGAUUGCGUCCUGGCGCAACGGAACCUGUUCGCAAGAGUGGCAAUCAUUCAUUCCUCAACAUUGACAGCGAUCUUUCUUCCGAAAUGUCUUUUAUAUCGAAAGCUGACUCUACCGAGGAUAUGUCGAACAUGGCUGCACAAACGUUUUUUCCUCUAGGACCGGGACCAGUGAUGAAGGAAGUUCCUCACCCAUCCAAGUCAGCACGUCAUCCUCCUUCACCUCCGAUAACUAUGGUGCAAGCAUUGAAUAUGUCUCCACAAACUACGAACAUCCCUCAGGUCCAUGAUUACCAACUUGAACAGGGACACCGGUUACCGCCCACUCCAGACAUCACACCCACUACUGCCCUUGCUUCAAAUGGAUUCGGCAGAGAUGUCUUGCGAUCGGAUGGUAUUAGUGAAGCUUCUCGUAAAACUUCUGUCCAUCUGCCCUUCAUUCUUGCAUUCGAUUCGCGAGUCCUUGCUCAACAGUUUACUCUCAUUGAAAAGGAUGCCUUGAAUGAAAUUGAUUGGAAGGAUCUUAUCGAAAUGCGCUGGAAAGAUGCUGCUACAGAUACCCGAUCUUGGGUUGAGUUCCUGCGCUCCUCGGAACCUCGAGGAGUAGAGGUUGUGAUCGCACGGUUCAAUAUAAUGGUUAAAUGGGCUGUAUCUGAAAUCGUCCUAACUGGCGAUCUAGAAGAACGAGUUCGAUGCAUCAUCAAGUACAUCCACAUUGCCGUUCACUGUCGUAAGUAUCGAAACUUUGCUACCAUGACACAACUCGCCGUAGCUCUGACUUCGAAGGAUAUCUCCCGGCUUACAUCGACUUGGGCCCACAUUCCGGCAUCCGACAUACAGUCACUCAGCGAACUGGAGGGGCUUGUAACCCCGACAAGCAAUUUCCACAACUUGAGAGCUGAGAUGGAAGGCUCCGGUGCAGACCAAGGCUGUAUUCCGUUUGUCGGAAUCUAUACCCAUGACCUUAUCGUCAAUUCUGAGCGCCCAAGCCAGUUUGCAAGUACGCCAACAACGGAACCUUUAGUGAAUUUUGAGAGGUGUCGAUGUGAUUCAACGAUCAUAAAGAAUCUCCUCAGGUUACUCGAGGCUAGUCAAUUGUACAGAUUCCUUCCGAUUGAAGGCAUCACCGAAAGGUGUUUGUGGAUGGCAGCAUUACGAGACGAAGACAUCGCGAAACCAGCUCACUAUGAAUCAACCGUUCAUGCGGACUCACCUGGUCACUCGGAUGACCCAAUCUACAAAACUUUCAAUCAAGUUUUGAAUUCAUCAGUUGAUGGAUAA
Molecule: messenger RNA, 5367 nt
Organism: Sclerotinia borealis F-4128
Lineage: Eukaryota; Fungi; Ascomycota; Leotiomycetes; Helotiales; Sclerotiniaceae
Source: the annotation of a GenBank genome assembly